AUGACUUCUUUCUCCUUGCUUCUAGGGCCAUUUGCCUCGCUGCUGCCGCCCAAUGAAAACAAGAUCAUGGGGAAUCAAACCGUGCCAACUGAAUUCAUCCUUCUGGGAUUUUAUAACAUCCAGAGGUUACGUUACCUGCUGUCUUUGGUCAUCUCCAUCAUCUACAUUUUCAUCCUCUUGGGGAACAGUCUCAUCGUCUUCCUCUCCGUGGUGGAACCACGUCUCCAAACCCCCAUGUACUUCUUCCUCGGAAACCUCUACCUCCUAGAUGUCUGCCAGACUACCACCACUGUCCCCCAGAUGCUGGUGCACUUGCUGUCAGGCAGGAGCAGUAUCUCGUAUGAAAGGUGCGUGGCACAACUCUACUUCUUCCUCUUCUUUGUGGGUGCUGAGUGCGUCCUGUUGGCUAGCAUGGCUUACGACCGCUACAUGGCCAUAUGCAACCCCCUACACUACACACGACUCAUGAAUAGGACAUUUUGCCUGCUGCUGGCAUCUGUCUCCUGGCUGAGUGGCGCCCUCAAUGCAGCCGUGCACACAUCCCUGACCAUCCGCCUGCCUUUCUGCGAGGCCACUGGGAUCAACUACUUCUACUGUGACAUCCCACCCUUGCUGGCCCUCUCCUGCGGAGACAUCUCAUUCAAUGUCACCAUGAUACUGGUCUCUAGCAUCUUCAUGGGGUGGAGCCCCUCCCUGUGCAUUGGACUUUCAUAUGGGUGCAUUGUUUGGAGGAUACUGAAGAUACAUUCUCCCGAGGGGAGGAGCAAGGCAUUCUCCACCUGCGCGUCACACCUCACUGCCGUCCUGCUCUACUACGGAAGCAGUAUCUUCACCUACAUCAGACCCCUGUCUAGCUACUCACUGGAUAACGACAGGCUAAUCUCCCUGCUCUACAGUAUUGUCACCCCUAUGUUAAACCCACUGAUCUACACGCUGAGGAACAAGGAUGUGAAGAGGGCCAUGAAAAAGGCACUGGUGAGGAAAAUGUUCUUCUAA
This is a messenger RNA of Pelodiscus sinensis (Chinese soft-shelled turtle), 996 nucleotides long. Its product is annotated as olfactory receptor 5V1-like. Lineage: Eukaryota; Metazoa; Chordata; Testudines; Trionychidae. Gene Ontology annotation, cellular component: membrane. The record is from RefSeq and is a predicted model, not a curated record. Gene Ontology annotation, biological process: G protein-coupled receptor signaling pathway. Gene Ontology annotation, molecular function: olfactory receptor activity; G protein-coupled receptor activity.